Brachypodium distachyon (stiff brome) is the source of this 1297-nucleotide messenger RNA. RefSeq lists its product as uncharacterized. The transcript is spliced from 6 exons. Bases 162 to 1136 code for a protein of 324 amino acids. Gene Ontology annotation, molecular function: protein binding. The record is from RefSeq and is a predicted model, not a curated record. Lineage: Eukaryota; Viridiplantae; Streptophyta; Magnoliopsida; Poales; Poaceae.
AUAUUUGUCUAUGUGACUCUGUACAAAAAGCCUGCAGGGAUAAGCACCCCUAUCUUGUCACUCAUAACUCAGACCAAUACAAAGUGCACAAGAAUAUCUGCGUACAAAACGAGAACAACAACAGUUCAUUGCACUCGUAAGGCGGCACUGACGGAUCAAUCAUGGGCGCUUCUUCGUCUCGUGGCCGAUCAAACCAGGGGCAAGGCCACAAGUAUGAUGGCAAGUGGGAAGAGCUUACCCUGCCUUCUCCGGCCGCGCAAGCAACCUUCAAGUGGAGGAUCGACGGCUUCUCCUCACUUCUUGACAAGGACGAAGGGUGGACAUACUCCAGGGUGUUUGAGAUCAUGGGGCUUAGCUGGUACCUGAAACUGAAUCCAAGGGACAGAAACAACGGCGGCAUGAAAGAAUAUGUUUCUCUGAUGCUUGAGCUGUCCCGGACAUCUGUGAGAUCCGACGCAGUCAUCGAGGCAUCUUUCAGGUUCUUGAUAUAUGACCAGUCAUAUGGGAAGCACCAUGAAAAUCAAGUGAGCCACAGUUUCCAGACUGCAAGCACAAGCUCUGGUACUUCAUGCAUUGUUCCCCUCAGGACAAUGAAGAAACGGUCCUCUGGAUUCCUCGUCAACGACAGCUGUGUUUUCGGUGUCGAGUUCAUCAAAGUUGUCAGUGCUAAGGUUAAUUUUAAGUCAGAGACGUUGUUUAUACAGAAGAUGAACAAUAUCUUCAGUGACCCUGCAGUAUACACCUGGGACAUUGAGGAUUUCUUUACAUUGAAGAACCCAAGCUACUCUCCAGCAUUUGAAAUCGGCGGGCACAAAUGCUUCAUCGGUAUCUAUCCAUCUGGAUUAGAUAACGGUAGGAACUAUCUCUGCUUGUACCUGAAAAUUACAAGGAUGGAUAUGCUUGAUCAAAACUCUGCAGACCUGGUAGAAGUAAACUUAUCCAUCAAAGACCAGGAAACUGGCAAGCAUCGGAAACUCACAGGCCGGUGCCAAUUCUCAAAGAAAUCUACCUGCUGGGGAUGGAGCAAGUUCAUGUCGCUCGAGGAUUUCAAGGACACGUCAAAGGGUUAUCUCGUGAAAACAAAAUGCUGCAUUGAAGCUCAGGUUGCGAUCGUUGGUUCCUCCAAGAUGGAUUAGACAAUAGAGUACUCUGCGUGCGCAGUGUCUGUGUGUCACUAUUUUGGCUCAACUGCAAUAAUGCCGCUAUGGCUUUGUCUGUUUGCUUGUUUGGUUGCUUGAAGGUACUUAAGUUCAAAUGACAAAUAAAGAUUAUACCAUGAGAAUGUGUAACAUCCCAA